AUGAAUUUUUAUUUUAUUCUGACAUUUUGUGUCAUUACAAUUCAAUCGACAAAGAAAUGUGGUUAUGAUGCUUGUAAUUUAGGCGAUUCAACAAAAUUGAAUGUCCAUCUCGUUCCACAUUCUCACGAUGAUGUUGGAUUCGUUAAAACACUUGACGAAUAUUAUUACGGAUCUCGCACUGAUCUUCAACAUGCUGGUGUUCAGUAUAUUCUCGAUUCGAUUGUCCUUGCAUUGGAUGAAAAUUCCGAUCGACGAUUUAUUUACGUUGAAAUGGCUUUCUUUUCUCGAUGGUGGAACGAACAAAGCGAAAUAGUUCGUAAUAAAGUCAAAGAAUUUGUCAAUUCCGGUCGUUUAGAAUUCAUCUCCGGUGGUUGGUGUAUGAAUGACGAAGCAACGACACAUUACAACUCCAUUAUUGACCAACAUAGUUUAGGUUUAGAAUUUCUCAAUGAACAAUUCGGUGAGUGUGGUCGACCGAAAGUUGGCUGGCAAAUUGAUCCGUUUGGUCAUUCACGAGAACAGGCUUCUCUUCUUGCGCAAAUGGGUUUCGAUGGGUUGUUCUUUGGUCGCGCAGAUUAUCAAGAUUUACAAAAACGGAAUACAACGAAAUCAAUGGAAAUGGUUUGGAAAGCAAGUGCAAAUCUUGGACAACAAAGUUGGCUGUUCACCGGUAUUUUACCUCGAAGAUAUUCUACUCCACCAACAUUUUCUUUCGAUUUUAUCGCUCCCGAUGAUCCUAUAAUAGAUGAUGUCAAUCUACCUGAUUAUAAUGUUCCCCAACGUGUUCGAACAUUUAUCGAAACCGCUCAUAAUGAAUCGUUGGAAUACGCUACUAAUCAUAUCAUUAUGACAUUCGGUGGUGAUUUUCAAUAUGAAAAUGCGCUGGCAAAUUACAAAAAUUUAGAUAAGUUAAUUCAAUACGUCAAUGCUCAGCAAAUGAAUGGGAGUGAUGUAAACGUAUUUUAUUCGACUCCGACCUGUUAUUUAUACGCGUUGAACAAAGUCAACCGUAGUUGGAUAAGCAAAACCGAUGAUUUCUUUCCUCACGCUCAUCAUCCACAUGGAUUUUGGACGGGAUUUUACACAUCUCGACCAGCUUUGAAACGUUUCGAACGCUAUUCGAAUAAUAUUUUACAAGUCACACGACAAUUAAACGCCUUUUCCAAUUCUCAACUUCGGAAUCAAAUCUUUAACUUAAGUGAAGCCAUGGCCGUUGCUCAACACCAUGAUGCGGUUAGUGGAACCGAAAGACAACACGUAGCAGAUGAUUAUGCCCUACGAUUGUCCAUUGGCAUUGACGGAGCACUUAACGUGAUUAAUCAAGCGUAUUCGAAAUUAUUAAGUAAAGAGGGUCAUUCAAGAGUGAAUGUUCAACAAUUUCUUUGUCCAUUGACAAAUAUUAGCGAAUGUUUACCAAUCGAAAAUGUCGAACGAUUUGUCGUAACGCUUUGGAAUCCAACAAUUCAUCCAGUUAUGGAUUAUUUACGUGUACCCGUGACAAACUCAUAUAAAGUUCGUGAUCCGAACGGAACAGUUGUCAAUGUUGAUCUAAUUCCGAUAUCAAAUAUAACGAAAGAUAUUCCGGGUCGAAUGAGUAAUGCAACAAUGGAAUUAAUUCUUCGGUAUAAUCUUCCAACACUUGGAUUCAGUUCAUAUUUCUUUGAAAGAAAUGAGGAGGAGAAAGUCGAAGAUUUGAAAAUAACGAAGAAGGAAAUGUGUAUUUUGCAAAAUCAAUAUCUCCGCGUGGAAAUUGAUGAACAAGGAAAUCUACAACAAAUGAUAAAUCUUCAAAAGAAUAUUAAUCUCACCUUUGCCAACCACGGUUUCUAUUGGUAUGAAGGUAAGGCGAUUUUCUCUGAAAGAAGACUGAAAUUUUCUAUUCGAUGGACAAAAGGUUAUCCAGGAAACAAUUCUCAAUUUGAUUUUCAAGCCUCUGGUGCUUAUAUUUUUCGACCAGUAACACAAAAUCCCACUCCUGUUUCAACGAAACGAUCAUUAAAAUGUUUCAAAACUUCACUCGUCCAAACCGCACUGAUCACAUUUAACGACUGGAUUAGUGAAGAGAUUCGUUUAUACGACGAAAAGGAAGAUUUGGAGAUCGAAUGGACCGUCGGUCCAAUUCCAAUUGAAGACAAUCUCGGCAAAGAAAUCAUUCUUCGUUACGACACAAAUCUUGCAAGUCAAUCAAAGUACUACACCGAUUCCAAUGGACGAGAAGUUCUUCAAAGAAUAAGAAACUAUCGACCGACAUAUAAUUACACGAUCACUGAACCUGUCAGUGGUAAUUAUUAUCCAGUUAAUUCAAGAAUUUGGAUCAACGAAACCAAUCGACAGUUUACAAUUCUGACGGAUCGUUCACAAGGUGGUGCGAGUCUAUUGGAUGGUUCAAUUGAGGUAAUGAUACAUCGACGAUUGCUCUAUGAUGAUCAUAUGGGCGUUGGUGAAGCGUUGAAUGAAACUGCGUUUGAUCGCGGACUUGUCAUCCGAGGAAAACAUUUUCUGUAUCUCGAUUCACCACAAUCAAGUUCGCUUUAUCAUCGUGCUCGUUCUCAACAAUUGUUUCUCUCGCCGUUAGCCACAUUUCAAUUGUUUAACUCAUCUUAUACGAAUUAUUCGAAUGGUUAUGGACAAACAUGGUCAAUGUUGCAGGAAAGUUUACCAUUGAAUAUCCAUUUGUUGACAUUUGAUCAAUUGAAAGAGAAAGAAUUUUUGGUUCGUCUUGAGCAUUAUUUUGAAUUGAAUGAAGAUCACAUCUAUUCCAAUCCAACUUUAAUUGAUUUGCAAUCAUUGUUUAAAUCUAUUGGAAUAAUUGAUCAAUUCGUCGAAUUAACAUUGGAUGGAAAUUUAGAAUUAUCGAAGAUGGAUAGACUCCAUUGGUUCACUGAUGAACAACACUCGGGCAUCGAAAAUCGGAAAUCGCUUUUGGCAAAGCAAAAUUCAACAAUCAUUUUCAAUCCAAUGCAAAUUCGAACAUUUCGUAUAGCAAUCGCUUAA
Adineta ricciae is the source of this 2994-nucleotide messenger RNA. NCBI's taxonomy places the organism in Eukaryota, Metazoa, Rotifera, Eurotatoria, Adinetida, Adinetidae. The record is from the annotation of a GenBank genome assembly.